ACAACACCCUCUGGCGUGAGUGUUACAGCAGAAUAUGGCUCCCGACUGUUGUUUCUGCAUUCCUAGCCCUGUGGAUUGUUAUCCUGAUCGCAAUGCUUGCGAACAGCUAUGGUAUGGUAUGGAAGCUCUUCGUCCUGAGGAUGUUUGGUCUGCCGUUUGAUAAGCCUGACAGGACGCAUUUCCAGUUUGAUAUAUUCCUAUACUACGCCUCGACAGAGGAUCAAGACCUACUGUCAUGGAUAUUCACCACUUUCAGACAGGAAAUGGAGGACAUGCGAAGUCUACGCAUGUGCAUCCCUGAUCGAAAUUUUGAUGUUGGUGUGUCGACGGCAGAUGAGAUUGUUACAGGCAUCAACAACAGUUGGAAAACAGUGAUAUUUGUCACUGAAAAGUUCCUUGAAGAUGAAUGGUGUUUCUUUACUCUGUCGUCUGCCCUUUACUCCACCACAACGCUGAUGCCGAAACGAGUCCUUCUUCUGUACACCCAGGACGUAUUGGACAAGGGGACUUCCCUGCCGCCGGUGUUGGAUCAGCUUCUUGACCAGGGCACCGCCAUGGAACUGGACACAGACAGUGAUGACGACUGGUGGGCAGAGCUUCAGGAGAAGGUGCUGGCGUGGAUGUGAACAUUAAACCUGGCUGAUGUGAAGAUGAACACUGGAGGGGGCCCAUCUAAGAAAGAUCUCCGACUACAUUGGCCGUCUCCUGGAAGAACAAGUCGGCAUUGAAACCCAUUUCAGCAGCUCUACACUUCUUAAAACUCAAUUUCUGGUGUCCCCCGCCGUGAUGUUGCUGGAAUAUUGCUAAAAGCGGCGUAAAACCAAACUCAGUCAGUCAGUCUUAAAACUCUAUGGUUACCCAAUGGUAGGAGGACUAUUUACAAAAAACAAUAAAUGUUUGUCUACAGGUCACUGGCCUAUGUAGGUGAACCUUCCCGAAACUUUAGAAUGAAAGAACACGUACCAUCUACCACCAUAUGAGACCGGAAAUCAGCCAUCUUGGACCACAUCAAAAGACCUCCAGGACAUCACCAAAUGACUGGCAGAAGGUCUGUUCCAAUCCGCCCACCUAAGCACUGAAUCACCAGAGAUCGGGGACACCUCAUCCCAUCUGCCAACAAUAAUUGAUUAAAAAAUACCCCCAAUAUAUCAUCUCGAAACAUUAGUUGAUCUUAUUAGCUUUGUCCUGUUGUAUAUUUUAUCAUUUGAAUACACACUGCCUUUUUGAAUUUUUCACUACUUGAAUGCACAAUGCCUUCUUGUUUCUCUUGUUAGUUGAAUACGCAAUCCCUAUUCAUUUUUAUUGUUACUUAAAUACACAAUGCCUAUUUGUCUUUGUUGUUACUUCAAUACAAAAUGCCCAUUUGUUUUUCUUGUUACUUCAAUACAAAAUGCCUUUUUGGUUUUGUUGUUACUUGAAUACACAAUGCCUAUUUGUUUUUCCUGUUUCUUAAAUACAAAAUGCCUUUAUGUUUUAUUCUUGUUAGUUGAAAACACAAUGCCUAUUUGUUUUUGUUCUUACUAGAAUACACAAUGCCUAUUUGUUUUUCUCGUCACCUGAAUACAGAAUGCCUAUUUGGUUUUCGUGUUACUUGAAUACAUAAUGCAUAUGUUUUUCUUGUAACUUGAAUAAAGAAUGCCUAUUUGCUUUUCGUGUUACUUGAAUCAACAAUCCCAUUUUGUAUUUAUUAUUCCUUGAAUACACAAUGCCUAUUUGUUUUUCGUGUUACUUAAAUACAAAAUGUCUUUUUGUUUUUGUUGUUACUUGAAUACACAAUGCCUUUUUGUUUUUGUUGUUACUUGAAUACAAAAUGCGUAUUUGAUUUUGUUGUCACUUGAAUACAAAAUGCCUUUUUGUUUUUAUUGUUACUUGAAUACACAAUACAUAUUUGGUUUUGUUGUUACUUGAAAACAAAAUGCCUAUUUGAUUUUGUUGUCACUUGAAUACAAAAUGCCUAUUUGGUUUUGUUGUCACUUGAAUACAAAAUGCCUUUUUGUUUUUGUUGUUACUUGAAUACACAAUGCCUAUUUGGUUUUGUUGUUACUUGAAUACAAAAUGCCUAUUUGGUUUUGUUGUUACUUGAAUACACAAUGCGUAUUUGGUUUUGUUGUUACUUAAAUACAAAAUGCCAAUUUGGUUUUGUUGUCAUUUAAAUACAAAAUGCCUAUUCGGUUUUGUUGUUAUUUGAAUACACAAUGUGUAUUUGGUUCUGUUGUUACUUAAA
Haliotis rubra (blacklip abalone) is the source of this 2224-nucleotide messenger RNA. Its product is annotated as toll-like receptor 4. Gene Ontology annotation, biological process: immune response; toll-like receptor signaling pathway. The coding region runs from base 93 to 626 and encodes 177 amino acids. Gene Ontology annotation, cellular component: membrane. NCBI's taxonomy places the organism in Eukaryota, Metazoa, Mollusca, Gastropoda, Lepetellida, Haliotidae. Gene Ontology annotation, molecular function: transmembrane signaling receptor activity. The record is from RefSeq and is a predicted model, not a curated record. The transcript has a single exon.